AUGUCUUCUACAGAAACAGUCACUAAGGCCGUCUCAACCCUCUCCAUCGAGAAGCCUCAAGUGCAGAAUGGCUUCAAUGGAAAGGAUAAGAUUGAGAAUCCUCCCCAGGUCCAAUUCAACGGCACCACUAAAAGUGGCAAGAAGUUGAAAAUUAGAACCUACCCCAAGUUUGAUAACCUUGAGGAUGAAAGACUCUACCGAAAACAACAUCUCGCAGCAGCAUUCCGGGUCUUCGCCGACCGUGGCUUCGAUGAGGGCGUCGCCGGGCAUAUCUCCGUCCGCGACCCCAUCUUGACCGACCACUUCUGGCUAAAUCCGCUUUCGAUGCAUUUCUCACUGAUUAAAGUCUCGGACUUGAUCUUGUGCGAUGAGGAUGGUAAUGUGGUGGAGGGGUCCGAGCCCGUUAACGCAGCCGCCUUCGCGAUCCACUCACAAAUUCACAAGGCACGGCCCGACGUGCAUGCUGCAUGUCACGCGCAUAGUGUACACGGCAAAGCUUUUUCCGUUUUCGGUCGCGAGCUCGAAAUGAUUACUCAAGAUGCGUGCCGCUUCUACAAAAGUCAUGGAGUAUACCGCGACUUCCGAGGCGUAGUCCUCGAUAGCGAAGAAGGGAUAAGAAUCUCCAAAGCCCUUGGAAAUGGAAAAGCCGUGAUUCUUCAGAACCACGGCUUACUUACCGUUGGUGGAAGUGUUGAUGAGGCGGCUUUCUGGUUUAUUAGCCUUGAGAGGACUUGUCAGGCUCAAUUACUAGCCGAUGCAGCUUCCGUCGCGGGGUAUAAGAAGAUCCCCAUCGAUGAUGACGAAGCGGCGUAUACCUCACUACAAGUUGGCGGCCCGGAUAAGGGGUGGCUUGCUUUCCAGCCAUACUACGACGAGCAACUCGCGAAAACUAAGGGCGAUUUCUUGAACUAG
Hypoxylon trugodes is the source of this 912-nucleotide messenger RNA. RefSeq names its product arad-like aldolase/epimerase. NCBI's taxonomy places the organism in Eukaryota, Fungi, Ascomycota, Sordariomycetes, Xylariales, Hypoxylaceae. Gene Ontology annotation, cellular component: cytoskeleton. The record is from RefSeq and is a predicted model, not a curated record. Gene Ontology annotation, molecular function: actin filament binding. The transcript has 3 exons. Bases 1 to 912 code for a protein of 303 amino acids.